Molecule: messenger RNA, 1023 nt
Organism: Pyricularia oryzae 70-15
Lineage: Eukaryota; Fungi; Ascomycota; Sordariomycetes; Magnaporthales; Pyriculariaceae
Product: DOA4-independent degradation protein 4
Exons: 3
Coding region: 266-928 (220 amino acids)
Biological process (GO): endosome transport via multivesicular body sorting pathway; protein transport; late endosome to vacuole transport
Cellular component (GO): multivesicular body; ESCRT III complex
Source: RefSeq, a predicted model, not a curated record
GUAUGUCUGAUGCCUGGGUACGUUUGAUUAUCUGAUUGGUGACCUGCCGCGACUACGUAGCUAACCUACAUAGCUACCUACCGAUUGCGACAAACCCUCCUGCUGCUCUGGCAAUUGCAAACGACAACUUCUUCCUUCUUGAGUGUAUGGCACUCUGAAUAGUGCAAGCGACUCAAUCCGCCGCCGCAACCCAGUGCUCGACAAAGCUUACGGACAGAUUGCUGAUAGCCCACCCGCCCAAUCAAGUUUACGUCACCUAGCCAAGAUGAAUAUCAUCGAAUGGGCAUUCGGCAAGCGCAUGACGCCCGCCGAGCGUCUGCGCAAGAACCAACGCCUCCUGGACAAGGCCAUUCGGGAACUCGAUCAGCAGAGGGUAAAGCUUGAGAAGCAGGAGAAGACACUAGUCACGCAGAUCAAGCAGAGCGCACAGAAGAACCAGAUGGGGGCAUGCAAAAUCCAGGCCAAGGAUCUCGUAAGGACGCGGCGCUAUAUCGAGAAGUUUUACGGAAUGCGCAGCCAAUUGCAGCAAAUAUCCCUACGUCUCCAGACGCAUCGCACCAACGAACAGAUGAUGCAGGCCAUGAAGGGGGCCACUAUGGCGCUGGGAAGCAUGAACCGCACCAUGAAUUUACCUUCUCUGCAGCGUAUCGCGGCCGAGUUUGAGAGAGAAAACGACAUAAUGGAGCAAAGGCAAGAGUUGAUGGACGAUGCCGUUGACGAUGCCAUGGAUGUUGGCGUCGAGGAGGAGGGAGAUGAGCUAGUUGAGCAGGUUCUUGAGGAGAUUGGUGUUGACCUGAAGAACUCGCUUGGAGAGACACCGCAAGGUCUGCAAUCAGAGACGGUUGCAGAGACACGGAUUGCACAAGCGGUCGGUGGCGGUAGUGAUGAUGACCUGCAGGCCAGGCUCGAUAGCCUUAGGCCAAAAUGAGAUACCAGACUCCGAGAGGAGGCGCGUUUUGUCGAUUAUGUAAUCAAAGUUUUUUGCCCUUUUUUGAAAAUGACUACAGCACCUAUGACUGCUAA